Messenger RNA from Strongylocentrotus purpuratus (purple sea urchin), 2322 nucleotides. RefSeq lists its product as uncharacterized. The coding region runs from base 110 to 1663 and encodes 517 amino acids. The transcript is spliced from 2 exons. The record is from RefSeq and is a predicted model, not a curated record. Lineage: Eukaryota; Metazoa; Echinodermata; Echinoidea; Camarodonta; Strongylocentrotidae.
CAAGGAGCGCCAUAUAGAGUUGAAAGCCGUAGUGAGUUUAAUCCAACUCUGGAGUUUAACGAUUUCCGAAGUCGCUACAUGUUCCGUAUAAGGUCAUCGUCGGGAAACCAUGGCGCAUAGAUUGAACGAAAGAGUCAUCGCAAAAAGAAAGCUGUAUAAUUUCCACCAAGAUCAAGUUCGUCAGUGCAGAGUCGCUGCCCCUGCAAGAUUCAACGCUCUCAAAGCCAAGGUCGAUUCGGCAAUCGAUGAGGAGAGGGAGCAGGAGAAGGACAGGGAGAACAGGGAGGCUGAUAAAAUCAACCACGAGUUUGACUUGAGGAAUGAGAAGAUUUUCGAGGAGAAUCGAAAGAUCAGUGAGGAGGUACGGAAGAAGAAUGAGGAGAUUGGGAAGAAUGAUGAAGAGAUUCGGAAGAAUAAUGAGGAGAGAGAGAGGAGACUUCAGAGCAACAAACAGGAUUCGGAACGCAGAUUUGCGCCAGUAGAACACAAAAGAUGCGGCCUCCUGGAGGACAUUGAAAACAUUCAAGACGUGAUUGAACCCCAGAUUGCUAAGUUGGAAAAGUCUUUGCAGGACGCCAAACGAAAACUUGAUGAUCUGAUGAUGAACCGUGGAGACGAGGUGGAAGGUCCGUUUGGCUUGGACAGAUCUGUGACGGAUGCACUGGACAUGCCUUUAGACAUUGCUGCGGCCAAGCGGAUCAAUCGCACACUAUCAUGUUUGAGGUUUGUUGAGGGUGUUGGGAGGGAGAGGUACAAUGGGAGAAUCGACGGGUACGAUGGGGUGUGGAGGCUCGUGGAUGAAAUCAACGUCAUGGCAAGAAUCAAAUUCCCAACAAUUGUGGGGUGUAUUGAUUCAUCAGGUGUGCUUAUCACCGAUUGGGACGAAGGUAACAUGCAUACAUAUCUUUUGGAUAUUAACACUAAAAGCACUGAAAAAGUAAUCAGCAGUACUGAUAAAUCUUGUGUUGUCUCCUGUGCAUCGCUCUAUGAUGGGAAAAUAGUGUGCGGGAAAAGGAGGGCGGGAUGUCGGGCUGUCGCUUCGGGACAGCGUUUAACUGGAUGCAUUACCGUGUAUGACAGAGAGUGGAAGAUGGUCAUUGACGUUACAAUACCAACAAACAACACGCAAGAUGACACUUGGGUGUAUGCUGCUGCUGACCCGGAAGGAAUGAUCAUCGCUGCCGAGUGGGGUCAGAGUAACAUAUACAUAAUCAACCCAAAUGAUGGUAACACUCUGCGCACUAUCACGUCUAGAGAAAAUGCCGCUGUGCGUGGUGUAGUUUCAUCAGGUCUCAUUUUGGCUCAGCCCUCAUCAGACAACUGCAGAGUUUUGAAGAUCAACGGAGGAAGGGGUCACAGCGAAAUCCCCUUCAGAAAUAUCAUUAGGAAUGCCUGCAUCGAUCCACUGACAGACGCCCUCUACGUCGUGACAACGGGUAACGAGUACAAGACGUGUGUGAUUGAACACGUAAUAACGAAGUGUAGGUCAAAGAAGAAGAAAGAAAAGGUCGCAUCUAUAUGCCUAUCAAGAAGACUGAGUGGGAUUAAUGAAAGACGGACUCACCUUGCGUCAUCCCAGGUGAUCAUGACGUCAUCGGGGAAGCUGAUAGCUUGCGAUGGAAAUAGUAUCCAUUGUAUUACAAAAGAUGUAUAUUCUAUAUGAUAGUUUUGUCCCUAUUCUGUAUUAUCCCACGUAUAUGUAGCUACUAUGUCACCUUGUAUAAACAUGACGUAAUCGGGGAAACUAUUAGCUUGUGAUGGAAAUGGCAUAUUCAUAUUCAUUCUGUUUUUUAUCUUGAGUACACUUUACAUCAUCCGAAAGGCUGAUAGCUUGUGAUAGACAUUGCAUCAUUAAAGAGAUAUCUAGUUAUUGAGACCGGUUUCCAGACGUACAUGUAUAUAUAAUAUUUGUAUGCAUGCUACUAAUCCUACCUACUACUGACUAUACACACAUUGCCGUAGGACUGCCCAUGAUGAUAACCAAUAAUCAAUGUUUACAUUUUUCUAUGCCCGUUGCCCAUGAGGCAUCAAGUGCCUGAAAUGUAACUGUAUUCAAAAACCUAUUUACAAUUGUUAUUGAUAUGCAAAGUACAGUUUGAUGAACUAAAUGACAAAUACAUGUACAAACUUUCGCUCUAUGUUGCCAGAUAUUUUGUCCAUGUUUGGAAACAAUAACAUAUUCUGAUUUAUAUUUCAAUUUAAUAAAAGAUCAUCAUACAAAGAGUUGUCGCAAAAUACACAAUGCAAAGAUUUUGUUGACUUAUUGGCAUUUGGGCCAAUAAGGGAGUUUACAGAUACAUGUAGCACACGGUACAAAUGACC